Caenorhabditis elegans is the source of this 3414-nucleotide messenger RNA. It is a transcript of the gene gcy-1, whose product is annotated as Receptor-type guanylate cyclase gcy-1. Lineage: Eukaryota; Metazoa; Nematoda; Chromadorea; Rhabditida; Rhabditidae. Gene Ontology annotation, molecular function: ATP binding; protein kinase activity; guanylate cyclase activity. The record is from RefSeq and is marked reviewed. Gene Ontology annotation, biological process: chemosensory behavior; response to salt; cyclic nucleotide biosynthetic process. The transcript has 15 exons. Bases 1 to 3414 code for a protein of 1137 amino acids. Gene Ontology annotation, cellular component: membrane.
AUGCAAAUAUUCACUAUAUUGCUACUUUUUAAUAUAUUCCCCUCGAUAUUUGUACAAAAUCUGCCGGACACUACAGUUGCACCGAGAACAAAGAGAACGAUAAAAAUCGGAAUUGCCGCUGCUCAACGAAUUCAAACGUCAUCAAUCGGAUGGUCAGUGUGUGGUGGAGCUGUGCCGUUGGCUAUUGAAAGAUUGAAAGAGAUGGGAUUUGUUAAAGAUUUUGAUUUUGAAUACAUAGUAGACUACACAGAAUGUGAUCUGGGCAGUGUCGUACGUGCCGGAAUGGAAUUUAUCAAAACACAUAAGGUCGAUGUAAUAAUCGGACCACCAUGCGCACAGGCUCUCCGGCUUAUGUCAUUUCUAGCCGAGAACUAUAAGAAGCCAGUUCUUGGAUGGGGAUUUGUGAGUGACACGGAUUUGUCUGAUGUCAUACGAUUUCCGCACUUGACAACUGUCAUACCCAACUCAUUGAUGCUUGGUUAUGCUGCUUCAAAAAUGCUGACAACAUUCCAUUGGAAUCGAGUUGCAUUGUUGUAUUAUUUCAGUGACGUUAAAUAUUGUUCUGGAGUUAUGAAUGAUAUAGAGGCAACAUUUAAUGAUCCAAGUACACCAAAUGUAAACAUAGUGAUCAAAGCUGAAAUUUAUUUGAAUGAUAAUGAAACAACAGAUAAUGUUUUCCAAACUGUAAAGUCAAGAGCCAGAAUAAUCCUUUGGUGCACACAAACAUCAGUGGAAAAGCGAGAUUAUUUAAUUAAAAUAGCAACACAUGAUAUGAUAGGGGAUGAAUAUGUUCACAUUAUGCUAUCAAUGAGAAAUGUUGCAUUUGGAACACAAACGUCGCUUGGAAAACCAACUUUCAGUCAAUCAGGAUUGACACCUAUUUGGGAAUCAUUCACAGAAGGCACAGAUGGCUUCGAAAAAAUGGCUAAACAAGCGGCGACUAGAAUGUUUGUGCUUGAUGUAAACAGUGAAGUUGCUGAUAAAAAAUAUUUGGAAUACAUGCAAAAAAAUAUCAUAAAAGCAGUUCAGUCACCACCUAUGAAUUGCUCAACUGUUGAAUGCAUGACUGCUAAUACCACUAUAAUGGGAGGUUAUGCUCGUCAUUUAUUUGACGUUGUUUAUCUGUAUGGAAUUGCGUUAACACACACAAAUUCAACAGAUCCUGCAGUUUAUGGUGACGUGGAUGUGUUAGUUCAUCAGUUUGUUACUUCUUUUCAAGGAAUGACAGGGCAUGUUGUGAUUUCACCAAACUUAACCCGGAUGCCAAUUUUUCAACUAUAUGGACUUAACUCGGACUAUGACCAAGUCGCCCUUGUUGACUUCACUUAUACCAAUUCUGUGAUGGUACCCAAUGUCACACUCUUCUACAAAGACGAGGGAGGCGCUGUCUGGUCUUAUUAUGGACACUCAAGGCCAUUAGAUAUUCCAAUUUGUGGCUUCCUUGGAAAAUCAUGCCCUGUUUCGUUUUGGGAACAAUAUAAAAUUUUGAUUUUUGUGGCAAUAGCUGUAAUUGUUUUGAUGGUGCUCAUCAUGAUAAUUGGCUGCCUCUGUGUGAUAAGCGGUAAACGUGCGGAACGAGCAAGAAUAAAUGCAGAAUGGCAAGUUCCAUUUGCAAAGCUAAUUGAGUCAGAGAAACAAGUUCGUGGUAAAGGGGCAAGUCGGAGAUCUCUUCAAUCAGCUCCAUCCAUAUCAACUGGGCACAGUGGAGUAACAACUGUCAGCGACUUUUGUGAGAACUAUACGAUGAUGAUGUAUGAGAAAGAAAUGGUAUUAACUGCUAAAUAUCAGUACACCCAUUUGACAAAAGCAGACAAGGAACGAUUUGUAAAAAUGAGGAAACUGGAUCAUGAAAAUAUUAACAGAUUUAUUGGUUUAUCAAUUGAUAGUGCUCAUUUCAUUUCUGUAACAAAAUUAUGUUCAAGAGGGUCACUUCAAGAUAUUUUAUCGAGAGGCAAUUUUUCAAUGGAUUAUUUUUUCAUGUUUUGUAUUAUCAGAGAUGUGGCAAAGGGUCUGGAAUAUCUUCAUAAAACAUUCCUACGUCUUCACGGGAAUCUCCGAUCAGCCACGUGUCUUGUUAAUGACAGUUGGCAAGUGAAACUGGCGGAAUAUGGAAUGGACAAUCUUGUUGAAGAGCAAACUCCUCCAAAGAAACGACUGUUAUGGGUUGCUCCAGAAGUAUUGAGAGGUUCUCUCAGUGUUAGUCAAAUGGAACCUUCUGCUGAUAUAUAUUCAUUUGCUAUAAUAGCAUCAGAGAUUUUGACAAAGAAAGAAGCAUGGGACAUUUUGGACAGAAAAGAAGAUUGUGAAGAAAUAGUAUAUAAUGUUAAGAAGGGUGGACUGUUUCCAAUACGUCCAGAAAUUAUCACAGACAUCCAUGAUGUAAAUCCAGCACUGAUUGCUUUAGUGAAAGACUGUUGGGCAGAAGUUCCAGAGGAUAGGCCCACGGCGGAAAACAUUUGCUCACAAAUGAAAGGAUUAGUGUCAAAACAAAAAACAAACCUCAUGGACCAUGUUUUCAAUAUGUUGGAAGAAUACACUUCAACGUUGGAAGAGGAAAUAGAAGAACGAACGAAAGAGUUAACUUUAGAAAAGAAAAAAGCAGAUAUUUUAUUAAGCCGAAUGCUCCCAAAACAAGUGGCUGAAAGACUGAAAGCUGGGCAAACUGUGGAACCAGAAGGAUUUGAUUCAGUGACAGUAUUCUUUUCCGAUGUUGUAAAAUUCACAAUUCUUGCUUCAAAAUGCUCCCCAUUCCAAACUGUGAAUUUAUUAAACGACUUGUACAGCAAUUUUGAUACAAUAAUUGAGCAACAUGGCGUAUAUAAAGUAGAAUCAAUCGGUGAUGGAUAUCUUUGUGUAUCAGGGUUACCAACAAGAAAUGGAUAUGCACACAUCAAACAGAUUGUGGACAUGUCGCUGAAAUUCAUGGAAUACUGCAAAAGUUUUAAUAUUCCUCAUUUGCCACGGGAAAAUGUUGAGCUGAGGAUUGGAGUGAACAGUGGACCCUGUGUUGCCGGAGUUGUCGGUUUAUCAAUGCCUCGUUAUUGCCUCUUUGGAGAUACUGUGAACACUGCAUCAAGAAUGGAGAGUAAUGGAAAACCAUCCCUUAUACAUCUAACAAACGAUGCUCAUUCUCUUCUAACCACUCAUUAUCCAAAUCAAUACGAAACGAGUUCCCGAGGAGAAGUAAUUAUAAAAGGAAAAGGAGUUAUGGAAACAUUUUGGGUGCACGGCAGAUUUGGUGAAAUGGAACCAACCGAGUUAAGAAGCAUUAGUAAUCGGUCAACACCACCAGUAACCAACGAUAGAUGGAUUCCAAAUCCAUCAAGCUCUCAUGGAUCACGUCCUUCGAGUGUAUAUGAUCCAUUACAGGGACAUCAGAAAUUUAAAAUGGAUACAUUGAAAGUAGCGAAUUGA